CAGAACUCCUCGUACCUCCCGCGUUUUUCAUUCACUUGACAGCUUGUGUAUAAGUGUUGGUGUAAAGUUGUAUUCGUGGCAUUCCUUAAAGUUCAUUCAGUGUGGGAUAGAUCUGUCUGACAAUGUCGGAGAAAAUAUCUCAAAACGCCAUACAGAGAGCCACAAAUGUGGCGUUCCAGAAACACCACGUCACCAGAGACAAGCGUGGGAAAGUCCUCGGAGCUAAGAAGGGAUUCCGGGGCUGUACAAUAUGGCUGACUGGUCUGUCGGGGGCAGGGAAGACGACCAUCUCCUUCGCUCUGGAGGAGUAUCUGGUUAGUCAGGGCAUUCCUGCUUACAGUUUGGAUGGGGACAACAUCCGAACAGGACUCAACAAGAACCUCGGCUUCACCCCUGAGGAUCGCGAGGAAAACAUCCGCCGUAUCUCGGAGGUGGCCAAGCUGUUUGCUGAUGGUGGCAUCGUUUGUAUCACCGCCUUCAUCAGCCCCUUUAAAAAGGAUCGUGAACGUGCUCGUGAACUCCACGAGGCAGCGGGACUGAAGUUUGUCGAGUGUUUUGUAGACACUCCGAUCGAAGUCUGUGAGAAACGUGAUGUGAAAGGACUGUACAAGCGGGCAAGAGCUGGGGAGAUCAAAGGGUUUACUGGAGUAGAUCAAGCUUAUGAAGCCCCAGAUGAUCCCGAGGUAGUUCUGAAGGCAGGCAAAGAUACCGUGGACGAGUGUGUACAGAACAUUGUGUCUCACCUGGUGGAUAUUGAAGUGGUACCAGCUGGGGCUGUACAGAAUGUGAGGGAGUUGUUUGUCCCUGAGAAUCGGAUUGAGGUCACUAGGGCAGAGGCAGAACAACUGCCAGCCCUCAAUAUCAACAAGCUGGAUUUGGAGUGGACCCAGGUUUUAUCAGAGGGCUGGGCCACACCCCUUAGUGGCUUUAUGAGGGAAAGAGAGUAUCUACAAAGUCAACACUUUGGCUGUCUGUUGGAUGGUGGAGUGACCAAUCAGUCAAUCCCAAUCGUUUUACCGGUGUGUACAGAGGACAAAGAGAAGCUAGAUGGAUGUGCUGCCUUCACCCUGAAGUACGAGGGCAAUAGUGUGGCCAUCUUACGUAAUCCAGAGUUUUAUCCACACAACAAGGAGGAACGUUGCUGCCGACAGUUUGGGACCAGUCACAGAGGUCAUCCAUAUGUCAAGAUGAUCUAUGAGAGUGGAGACUGGCUUGUUGGGGGUGAUCUGGCUGUGAUAGAGAGAAUAAGAUGGAAUGAUGGACUGGAUGAAUACAGACUCACCCCAAUGGAGCUACGCAACAAGUUCAGAGAAUUAGGGGCUGAUGCAGUAUUUGCUUUUCAACUACGCAAUCCUAUACACAAUGGCCAUGCAUUACUGAUGGCUGACACUAAACGUAGGCUGUUAGAGAAAGGCUACAGCAAGCCUGUGUUACUCCUACAUCCACUGGGUGGAUGGACGAAGGAUGAUGAUGUGCCAUUACCUACACGCAUGAAACAACACAAAGCUAUACUGGACGAGAGGGUCCUAGAUCCAGACUCCACAGUUCUAGCCAUCUUCCCAUCUCCAAUGAUGUAUGCAGGGCCAACAGAGGUACAAUGGCAUGCUAAAGCUAGGAUGUCAACAGGGGCCAACUUCUACAUUGUGGGUCGUGACCCUGCUGGUAUGCCUCACCCUGAUGGUACAAGAGAUUUAUUUGAUCAUACACAUGGGGCAAAGGUUUUGACGAUGGCACCAGGGCUAACACAAUUAGAAAUUGUUCCCUUCAGAGUCGCGGCAUAUAACACUAAACUAAAACAGAUGGAUUUCUUUAACCCAGAACGCAAAGAGGACUUUGAUUUUAUAUCGGGAACUCGUAUGAGAAAGCUUGCCAGAGAAGGCCAGAAUCCUCCUGAUGGAUUCAUGGCUCCCAAAGCCUGGAAAGUGCUGGCCGAGUAUUACCAGACUCUCAAAGAGUAACAGGAAGUGACAUCAUCCCAGAACAGGAAGUGGUGGACCUCCUCAGCUGAAGUCUAUAAACUAGUUGUUUCUUCCUGUAGGGACCAAUGUCUAUUUUAAUAUUUACUUAUUUUGUUGAAUAUAUUAUAUAUUUUUUAUUUUUAAUUUAUGAGCAAAUUAUAGAUUGACAUUUUUUUUCUAUUUACUUAUACCACAAUACAGAUACUGAUGAAAAACAUGAAUUUAAAAAAGCACUUUUAUGAAAUACUUUUCUUUUCUCUACUGAAAGUUGAAAAUUACUGUUAUUGGUUGUUAAUUGUAAGCAAAGUCUAUUAUUUGUUAUUAUUUAUAAAUUUAUUUUUACAUAUUUUUGAUGUUUAAUGACACUCUGCAUGUGGCUACUGCAUGCACAGUUGAAAGGGAUUGGGUUGAUUUAGAAAAAUGGUAGAUUUUUUUUUUUAGUAUGAGGGCAUUUUUAUGUAUUUAUUUUUAAACUAUCAGAAUUUUUCUGUUAGUUAAUAUUUUUCAGUAUGGGAAACAAUAUACAUACGGAGUUUGUAAAUGGUAUUUUAUCUUUUUGUCAGAUAUGUCUUACCUGAGUAUUGUACUGUAUACCUGACCAAUGUCAAUUGUGUGUUUUAAAUAGUAUUUGACCUGUUUACCAGGUAUACCUUAUUGUACUAUAUACUUGACCUAAUGCUGUUAUUUACCGGUAUACUGCUGCUGGGGUCGACACAUGUUACAAGACAAAUACAUAUAUUAAACCAGAGGGAUCAAUAAAGUACUUAAAAUAA
This is a messenger RNA of Saccostrea echinata, 2731 nucleotides long. RefSeq names its product bifunctional 3'-phosphoadenosine 5'-phosphosulfate synthase-like. Gene Ontology annotation, biological process: sulfate assimilation; 3'-phosphoadenosine 5'-phosphosulfate biosynthetic process. Gene Ontology annotation, molecular function: ATP binding; adenylylsulfate kinase activity; sulfate adenylyltransferase (ATP) activity. The transcript is spliced from 12 exons. The record is from RefSeq and is a predicted model, not a curated record. Lineage: Eukaryota; Metazoa; Mollusca; Bivalvia; Ostreida; Ostreidae. The coding region runs from base 123 to 1958 and encodes 611 amino acids.